AUGGAGGAUAGAAAACCAACUUCAAUAUUCACUGACCAGGACCAAGCAAUGGCAAAUGCUAUACUGGAGGUGAUUCCUAAUACAAGACAUAGACUUUGUAUAUGGCAUUUGGAGCAAAAUGCCAUAACCAAAUUUGGAGCUCUUAAAAAAGACAAAGAAUUCAAAUUUGCAUUCAACCAGUGCUUAAAGAUGUGUGUGACAGAACAAGAAUUCGAAGCAAAGUGGCAAGCAAUGUUGCAAAAAUAUGAGUUGACAGAACACUCUUGGUACAAAAGAGUGUAUGAGUUGAAAGACAAAUGGUGUCCUGCCCUUUGUAGAGAUUUCUUUUCAGCAGGGAUCUUAUCGUCAGAAAGGAGUGAAAGCACUAAUUAUGCCAUAGGAUUCAGAGCAAGUAAAGCAACUACUUUGACAGAAUUUUAUACCAUAUUUAAGAAGACAACUAAUCGUUGGAGAAGCACAGAGAAAUAUGAUGAGUUUACCUGUAGCAAGUCAAUAGCAUUCACUUCAUUGCCUCUAUCUGGAAUGUUAAAGCAUGCUGCACAGGUUUUCACUUUAUCACUUUUUAGAACUUUUGAAGAGGAGUUUGGAUACUCUAUGGCAACAACUGUUCAAAUGUUAGGCAGUAAUGAAGAAUGCCUACUUUAUCAAGUAACACUAGAAGACAAGCCAUGGUCUGCACAUCAAGUAAACUAUAUACAAGAGAGCCAAACUGUAUGGUGUACUUGCAAAAACUUUGAAGCAUCUGGAUGGUUAUGUUAUCAUUGCAUUAGAAUUCUACAUUUGCAUUCGGUAACAAGAAUACCAGACAAGUAUGUUUCAAAAAGAUGGACUAAGUUAGCAAAAACAGAGGCAUGGGAUAGGUUGAAGAAUCAGGAUCCUAAACAGCAAUAUAUUCCAUGGAGGCAAACAAUGAUGAGGAAAUACUACAAUCUAAUCUUAAAAAGUCAAGAAAAUGAAGAGACAAGAGCAUUUAUGGAAGAAAGAUUCAGAAACAGUCUUAAAAUGGUGGAAGACUUACUUGCUAGUGCUGCUCAGAAAGAAAGUGCAGAAGCUGCUUCUAACAUUCCUGAUGUGGCAGACAACACUCAAAGCAAUACUGACACUUCUUCAGCAUCGAGUACAAGCACAUGUGUACCAAUAAUUCUUGUAACUAAAAGGGGUGUAACAAAAGGAAGAAGCAAGAGAGAAAAAGGAGGACUUGAAAAAAGCAAGAGAAAAAGAAAACCAGCACUGCCACCUCCAAAUUCAGAAUUUGGAUCAAAGACACCUAACUUACGACUCUUUUAA
Messenger RNA from Chenopodium quinoa (quinoa), 1287 nucleotides. RefSeq names its product protein FAR-RED IMPAIRED RESPONSE 1-like. Bases 1 to 1287 code for a protein of 428 amino acids. The record is from RefSeq and is a predicted model, not a curated record. Gene Ontology annotation, biological process: regulation of DNA-templated transcription. The transcript has 3 exons. Lineage: Eukaryota; Viridiplantae; Streptophyta; Magnoliopsida; Caryophyllales; Amaranthaceae. Gene Ontology annotation, molecular function: zinc ion binding.